CGGCGGUCGCUACCUAGAUACAAACGGGUUUCGCCUCGCUCGCUCCCCGGCCUCCCGGGCUCCUCUAUGUUUGAUUCAUUUUUCACGUCUGGCACCGGUGGAAAAUAAAAAAGCUACUUGAAUGUACAGCAUGAUGAUGGAGACGGACUUGCACUCCCCUGGCGGAGCCCAGGCCCCCACGAACCUCUCGGGGCAGACCGGAGCGGGAGGCGGCGGAGGCGGCGGCGGCGGCGGGGGAAACAAAGCGAACCAGGACCGGGUCAAGAGACCCAUGAACGCCUUCAUGGUGUGGUCGCGGGGCCAGCGGCGGAAGAUGGCCCAAGAGAACCCCAAAAUGCACAACUCGGAGAUCAGCAAGCGCCUGGGGGCCGAGUGGAAAGUCAUGUCGGAGGCCGAGAAGAGACCGUUCAUCGACGAGGCGAAGCGGCUGCGAGCGCUGCACAUGAAGGAGCACCCGGAUUAUAAAUACCGGCCACGGCGGAAGACCAAGACCCUGCUCAAGAAGGACAAGUACUCGCUGGCCGGGGGGCUGCUGAGCGCCGGCUCGGCCGGGGGAGGCCCGGCCGGCGUCGGCGUGGGCAUGGGCGUCGGCGUCAGCCCGGGCAGCGUCGGGCAGCGGCUGGAGAGCCCCGGCGGCACGGCCAGCGGCGGCUACGCGCACAUGAACGGCUGGGCCAACGGCGCCUACCCGGGCUCGGUGGCGGCGGCGGCGGCGGCGGCGGCGAUGAUGCAGGAGGCGCAGCUCGCCUACAGCCAGCACCCGGGCAGCGGGGGGCACCCGCACCACCCGCACCCACAUCACCCGCACCACCCGCACAACCCGCAGCCCAUGCACCGCUACGACAUGGGUGCCCUGCAGUACAGCCCCAUCUCCAACUCGCAGGGCUACAUGAGCGCCUCGCCCUCGGGCUACGGCGCCCUGCCCUACGGCUCCCAGCCCCACCAGAACUCGGCAGCGGCGGCGGCGGCAGCGGCGGCGGCGGCGGCCGCCUCCUCGGGUGCGCUGGGCGCCCUGGGCUCGCUGGUGAAGUCGGAGCCCAGCGUGAGCCCGCCCGUCACCUCUCACUCGCGGGCCCCGUGCCCCGGGGACCUGCGGGAGAUGAUCAGCAUGUACUUACCGGCCGGGGAAGGCGGGGAUCCGGCGGCCGCUGCCGCCCAGAGCCGGCUCCACUCCCUGCCCCAGCACUACCAGAGCGCCAGCACGGGGGUGAACGGCACCGUACCCUUGACGCACAUUUGAGCCCCCGCAGCACCGGAGCGCCGGAGGCAGGCACGGACGCGGGCACCGGCUCGGCCACCGCUCCCGGGCCGGCCUGCGGGACUGCGCGCCCCGCCGCUGCCACCGCACGCUCAGCUCCGGCCGCCUGCCCGCGCCCCGGCCCCGCGCCGCUCCUGCCCCGCUCCCAGGUUCCCCCCUCUUAUUUUUGCCUCUCGCGCUCCUUCCCUCCCGCCCUCCCCCGCCUCUCUUUUUUUUUUCUUCCUUCCUUCCUUUUUGUACAGAAAUGUUUUGAUGUUCUUGUAAUAAUAAUA
This is a messenger RNA of Vidua macroura (Pin-tailed whydah), 1530 nucleotides long. It is a transcript of the gene SOX1, whose product is annotated as SRY-box transcription factor 1. Gene Ontology annotation, molecular function: DNA-binding transcription factor activity, RNA polymerase II-specific; RNA polymerase II cis-regulatory region sequence-specific DNA binding. The transcript has a single exon. The record is from RefSeq and is a predicted model, not a curated record. Gene Ontology annotation, biological process: anatomical structure morphogenesis; cell differentiation; regulation of DNA-templated transcription. Bases 122 to 1240 code for a protein of 372 amino acids. Lineage: Eukaryota; Metazoa; Chordata; Aves; Passeriformes; Viduidae.